AAAUCAAAUUUAAAUUUUAUAGCCAUCCCCACAUAUUAAUAUAAAUUAUAUAAAAAUUCUACAGUUUUUAAUGAUAAUUGAAAUUUUAAAUUAAAAAAAGCCAUUUAAAUGUAGUGAUUUAAAAUACCGGGGGCCAAACGUUCUAUGGGUAGGUAAAUAACAUCACAUAACUCCCGGGGCCAAAUGUCGUAUCUUAAUAAUAGAUGGGGACGAAACGUCGAUAAACUCUUAUACCUAUAAUAUCUAAUUAUUUGUUUUUGUAUAAAUAAUUUGUUUUUGUUAAAUUAAUCAUUUUUGUUGUAUAGGUAAGUGCAUCUAAAGCCUAUAUUCGCCCAGUCAAAAAUCGACAAAAUCUCCACGUGGCUAUAUUCAGUCAUGUAACAAGAAUACUUAUUGAUCCAAAGACUAAAAAGGCAACAGGAGUAGAAUUUAUUAAAAAAGGAAAACAUAGAACAGUAUAUAUUAAAAAAGAAGUUAUUUUAUCUGCCGGUGCGAUAAAUUCUCCACAAUUACUUAUGUUGUCAGGAGUUGGACCAAAAGAUCACUUAAAUAAUCUUGGUAUACCAGUAAUUCAAGAUUUACCAGUAGGACAAAAUUUACAAGAACACUAUGGCACAGUCGCAUUGGAAUUCAUAGUAAAUCAAACAGGUCCAUCACUCAACAAGCAAACUAUAUCAAAUAUUCAUUUAUUUGAAGAAUGGUUUAAAUAUGGUCGAGGACCACUUACGGUACCAAUGGGGGCAGAUGGUUUAGGUUAUAUAAGAUCACCAUCCGGCAAAGAGAUUGAAUUAAUAUUUGUUCCUUUAUCGGAAAAACCAAAUGCGUUCCUCAUGGCUACAUUGUUGUUACAACCAGAUGCUCGUGGAAGUGUAACUUUGAAAAAUAAUAACUCAUUGCAUCCACCCAUCAUGUCUUAUGGUUAUUAUGACAGUAAUACUGAUCUAGAAGACAAUGUAUAUGCGCUGAAAUAUGCAGUUAAAUUGGUAGAAGAAACACAAGCAUUUAAAGAUUUGGCAGCCAAACUUAACCCAGAACCAUACCCAAAUUGUAGCCACGUAGUAUUUAGAUCGGAUGAUUAUUGGGUGUGUUUAUCAAAACACUUGACAAAUACAUAUCAUCAUCAAUGCAGUACGUGCAGGAUGGGCGAUGUUGUAAACAAUAAAUUACAAGUAAUUGGUAUUCAAGGAUUAAGAGUAGUAGACAGUUCAGUACUUCCCCAUAUUCCUAGUGCACAUCUUUACGCCCCUACUUUAAUGGUUGGGGAAAAAGCGGCAGACAUGAUUCGCAGUUAUUGGUCAAAAAGCCAAUAAAAAAUUCAGCUAACUAUUUAUUUAUUUAUUUAUUUAUUUAUUUAUUUAUACUUUAAAUAAUAUUAUACCUAAUAACAACGUAGAUGAAAAUGUCAUUACUUACCAGAAACAAUCAGAGCUUUGUUUGGUCCAACAGUGUGUAUUUGUCCCAUUUUUUUUUUUUUUAUUAUUUAUUGAUGAAUGAUUUUAUGUUUCUUUAAA
Messenger RNA from Acyrthosiphon pisum (pea aphid), 1511 nucleotides. RefSeq names its product glucose dehydrogenase [FAD, quinone]. Gene Ontology annotation, molecular function: oxidoreductase activity, acting on CH-OH group of donors; flavin adenine dinucleotide binding. The transcript has 2 exons. The coding region runs from base 516 to 1310 and encodes 264 amino acids. The record is from RefSeq and is a predicted model, not a curated record. Lineage: Eukaryota; Metazoa; Arthropoda; Insecta; Hemiptera; Aphididae.